Molecule: messenger RNA, 2399 nt
Organism: Aethina tumida (small hive beetle)
Lineage: Eukaryota; Metazoa; Arthropoda; Insecta; Coleoptera; Nitidulidae
Gene: Npl4
Product: nuclear protein localization protein 4 homolog
Exons: 10
Coding region: 119-2050 (643 amino acids)
Biological process (GO): ubiquitin-dependent protein catabolic process
Cellular component (GO): nucleus
Molecular function (GO): ubiquitin binding; ubiquitin protein ligase binding
Source: RefSeq, a predicted model, not a curated record
AUGACGUUUGAAUUUUGGUGACAUUAAAUUAACUACGUUGGCAAGACUGUGAAUCUGACAAUUCAACUCAAAAUUUCACCGACCAAGCUGUAAAAAUAAUUCAUGGGGAGCCAGCACAAUGUCUAAGUCAAAAGCAAUUUUAUUGAGGGUGCAGUCGGCCGAGGGCACAAAGAGGAUUGAAAUAACGGCCAGCUCAUCCACCAGCAAACUGUUUGAAACCAUCUAUGAUGCCUUCGAACUGAACAGUUAUGCCUUUGCCCUGUACAAGGAGAAAAAUAGGAAGGGCGAGAUCGCGAGCAGCAAAACUAACACUAUUCAGUCGCAGGGACUUAAACAUGGGGACAUGAUCUACAUGGCCCCUGUCAAUGGUGCUGUGUUGUUCCCUUCUAGUUCAAGUAAUAAUCAAGGGGGCGAGCCUGUCGAUGAUGCGGAGCCUUCUACCAGUUCCGGCCGCGUAACUAACGACCCAAACAGUUCCAGGUCCAAUUUUAAAAAUGUUAGAUCUACUCCCAACAUUAAGGAAGAUGAAGUUGAUUUGUUAUUAAACAAACAAGAUGGCAAAAUCCAACGUAAACGCGACGACAAACUUUGUCGUCAUAAUGCAAACUCUAGAUGUGUUCAUUGUUCACCCUUAGAACCAUAUGAUGAGGCUUAUUUAAAAGAGCAAAAUAUUAAGCAUUUAUCUUUUCAUUCUUACAUAAGAAAACUGACUUCAGGAGUUGAUAGAGGCAAAUUCUUAGCCUUGGAAGAUCUAACUUGUAGAAUCAAGGAGGGUUGCAAGGAUCAUCCACCAUGGCCAAAGGGCAUUUGCUCCAAAUGUCAACCCAAUGCUAUUACACUAAACCAACAGAGUUACAGACAUGUUGAUAAUGUGGCAUUUGAAAACACCAAUUUGGUGGAGAAGUUCUUGAAUUAUUGGCGCACCACUGGUCAUCAAAGAGUUGGUUUUAUGUAUGGCACUUAUGAAGUUCAUACUGAUGUGCCUUUAGGUAUUCGUGCAAAUGUGGUGGCAAUCUAUGAGCCACCUCAGGAAUCAACACGCGAUUCGGUCCGCCUCUUGCCCGACGACCGCGAACAAAUUGUCGAAUCUUUGGCUUCAGAAUUGGGUUUGCGUCGCGUCGGCUGGAUAUUCACGGAUCUCGUGGCGGAGGACUUGCAAAAGGGAACUGUGCGACACACGCGCAACAUCGACAGUCACCUUCUGUCCGCCCAGGAAAUUAUUACCGCCGGUUACUUCCAGAACGCACAUCCGAACGCCAGCCGAUACUCUGGCACUGGAGCUUUCGGAUCCAAGUUUGUCACUGUUUGUGUUACAGGGGAUAAGAGUAAUCAGGUGCACAUGGAGGGAUACCAAGUGUCUAACCAAUGCAUGGCUUUGGUGCGUGACAACUGCCUUCUACCCACCAAGGACGCUCCAGAGCUCGGCUACAUUCGCGAAUCAUCUGAUAAACAAUACGUCCCUGAUGUUUACUAUAAGGAAAAAGAUUCAUAUGGAAACGAAGUGUCUCGAUUAGGGCGACCGUUGCCAGUGGAAUACCUGCUAGUGGACGUACCCGCUUCAACGCCGGUCACCCCAACCUACACCUUCAACAGCGACACCACCAAACAACCGUUCCCCGUGGAAAACCGUCUGGUCGACGGUCACAUCCAGGAUUUCAACGCCCUUACCACCUACUUGUCCCAGUUCGCGUUCAACGAAUUCUUCACGGCAAUCAACGACUUCCAUCUACUGCUCUACAUUGCCACAAUGGAUAUGUUGCCGAUGCGCGAAUACAUGGGACCGUUGUUACAGGCACUCAGGAACAAGAAUCGCGAAGCUGCUGAUGAAUGGUCCAGAUCCGAGCAUUGGGCCACGGUAGAACAAUUGAUUGCAGCCAGUUCUCCGCCUCCCUCAAGGCCAGGAAGUGUCGCUUCGGGCAGUAUAUCCACUGCGGCAACGGGCACGGCGGCCGGACCGAUGUGGACGUGCCCGUUCUGUACUUUCUUAAAUCAACCAGAACAGCAGAACUGCGAAAUGUGCAAUCUGCCCAGGUCCAACAGAUCACACUAAAAUGGUCCGAAAGAAGAAAGAUCCGAGCUGAAUGUAGAUCAUGUGAUCCAAUAACAUUUAGGAAUUAUGUAAACAGGUUUUUAAUUUUUGCAACGGAGUGACAGGAACUUGUUUGUGGAUUAGUUUUUAAAAAAUAUAUGAGUUAGCCAAAAUCAACAGAUAUUUUUCUAAAUCAAAUUGUACCUAUUUUGUUUUGUUUCGGGUUGUAGCCGCGUAUUUAUUUUGCAUAAUUGUAAAUAUGAUAAAACUAAGCCUGGUUAUUUUAUUAAUUUCGUUUAUGUAGAUAUAAGUUGUGUUUAAUUUAACUUGUAUGUAUGGUGAAUUGAAUAAAAAUUAAUAAAACGAAAAA